This is a messenger RNA of Bactrocera latifrons, 3058 nucleotides long. It is a transcript of the gene RN-tre, whose product is annotated as USP6 N-terminal-like protein. The record is from RefSeq and is a predicted model, not a curated record. The transcript has 5 exons. The coding region runs from base 939 to 2528 and encodes 529 amino acids. NCBI's taxonomy places the organism in Eukaryota, Metazoa, Arthropoda, Insecta, Diptera, Tephritidae.
UUCUCUGGUUCCGAAUGGUUUUUACAAUUGUGUUGCACUGGGGAAAGUAUAAAAAUUUAAGAUUCCUUGGAAUUCUUGUGUAAAUAUUAUUAAAUAUAUAUGAUGAUAUAUAUGAGCAAAAUAUAUAGAAAUAUUGGCAUAAUUGUGUGACCGAAGUGAAUAUAAGUAAAAAAAAUAGUUUGUGUUUUGAGGAAUAAAUAGAGUUUUGAGCAASAAAACGCUGUUCAGCAGAAAGGAGAAAUUUUGAUGACGGCCAAGAGUAUGUGCGUGUGUUUUUGUGUGUGAGCUUGUAUUGUUCACGGAUAAAAUAUCAUAAUUAAAAAAUAUGCAGAGGAAGUUAUCGCGAUAAGAAAUUAAAUAUUUAAAAUCUCAAAAGUUUGCUUUCGGUGUACUAUUUAUAACAGAGGUAAAUCUUAAUUGAAUAUACGAAAAUUAGUUAAUUAGUUACAAUAGCUUUCUCAAGCUUACACUGAUCUGAUAAAAGAGUAGAGUGGAGGUUAUUAAACACAAAGCGGGGGCGUCAUAUUUCAUAUUGAUAUUGGUGAAGUCUUAUGGUUUAAAAAUAUAUAAUGUAAAGCAAUAACGGACUGGUACUAUCAGCCCAUUUCUUAUGAAGGUAUGUGCUGGGCUUUUAGCUGAACAAUGACAUCAAUGGCCAAAAUCUAUCAAAAAACCGCAUCAACAGCAGAUGCAUUUAAAACAUUAUUUGCAAAUAUUAAUAAAUCGUGCUCUGGCAGUAUAUGCAGAGAUACAUUUUUUUUGUAAAACAAAUAAUAAAGUGAAGUUGAUACUACAACAACAAACAGUCAUUUCAACGUGUACUGCUUAACUUAUAGCAGMCCUCGGAGUUCAGUGCCAAGAGCUAUCGGUAAGCUCCCGCAUAAUCGCUUCUUGUUUAGUAAAAUAUACAAGAAUUAAAUAAAAACAAAUUCGCAACCAUGAAUUCAACUGUGUACACCAAUAGUGUCACUAUCAUCAGCAGUAACAGCAAUAGUCACAAUCACAACAACAGCGCCAACAUCAACAAUAUUACAAUUACAAGUAAUAACAAUGCAAAUAAUACAAAUAACUUGCCUGCCUCCACACUCGUAGCUACGAACCAUUCAACAACUACGCACAUAACAACAAGUAGCGAUACAACAGUUUUAACAGCGGCAGCUGGAGGUGAUGCGGCAAAUGUGACGCUUAUGACCCAUAAUACAAGUAACAAAAGCGUAGCAGCGCUUGAUGAUCAAGAGGCGUUACUACAACGUGCCGCAGAUGAACGUGAAGCAAUUUUCAAUCGUUACUCGUUGGGUUUGGAUCCCACUAAUGUGGUCGACCCUUGGGAGAAUCCUACAUUUGAGCUCUACCAUAUUACAGAUAAAUAUGGCUUCAUGCACGAUUCCCGCCUGCCCGACACCCGCGACUCACAGGAGCUACAGCGUACCAAAAUCGAAUUAGAGCGCGACAAGAAAUGGAUGAAAAUGCUUGCCAAUUGGAAUCCCAAUAAUGAGAAAGUGCGACGACGUGUCUUCAAAGGUAUACCAGAUCGUAUGCGUUGGCCAGCAUGGAAAAAAUUGCUGAAUGUUGACGAAUUGAUUGCCGCCAAUCCAGACAAGUACGCAUCUAUGUUGGCAUUGGCGCGUAAAUACUCGACCGAGGUGCGUCAAAUCGAUUCGGAUGUAAAUCGACAAUUUCGUGAUAAUGUCGCUUACCGUCAACGGUAUAGCGUUAAACAGUGCUCCCUCUUCAAUGUGCUAAAUGCGUAUAGUAUAUAUAAUCCAGAAUUGGGUUAUUGUCAGGGUAUGGCAUGUCUGGCCGGUGUGCUAUUGCUCUUUAUGCAAGAGGAAGAGGCAUUUUGGGCGUUAAAUCAAUUAAUUAUAGAUCGUAAAUAUGCUAUGCACGGUCUGUUCAUUGAGGGCUUCCCAAAACUAACGCGCUUCCUUGAACAUCACGAUCGGAUACUGUCGAAGAUGAUGCGUAAAUUGCAUCAACAUUUCAUGAAACACAAUGUCGAUGCCAUUCUUUACUCGAUUAAAUGGUUCUUUGUGAUCUUCGUGGAGCGGAUACCAUAUAGUUUAGCUUUGCGCGUGUGGGAUAUUUAUCUGUUGGAGGGUGAACGUGUCGUCACUGCGAUGGCCGUCACCAUACUAUAUUUGCACAAACAGGAAUUGUUGCGUCUCAAAGAUAUGGACUCAAUUAUUGAAUAUUUGCAAGUGAAAUUGCAUAAGAGUUUCGGUUACAACGACGACUACGUAAUUGAGGCACUCGAACGUAUGUUGAAAAAGUURAAAGAAUUGAAAUUGGAUGUAGCACCACCUCCAAAAGCGAAUGAAUUCCCUGUUCGACCGUUGGGACAAUUCGUGGAGGCGGAUGUUGAGAAAAAAAUCGGGCGACGACGUUCCGAGUAUACCGAUACGGAAAAACAAGUUAUAACUGAUGUGAUAUUGAGGUCUGAACAAAAUGCAGUAGAAGUACAAUCAACUAUGUCGUAUGAGACCUCUGAAUGCGCUACCGAAUACCGUAUUGUUUGCACGCAAAGCUAAUAUUUUAGACGUUGAAGCCAAAUUUUUAAUAUUUCAAAUUGUUAGUUACCAGCACGAUUUUUAUUUUGCAACUAUUCAGCUUCGAAGUCUAAAAUUUCAAUCAUUAUGUAUAUUAUACAUAUGUAUAUGUGUAUGUACAUGUAUGUAUAUUCAUUGUGCUUAUAACAUAAACUUGUAAUUCCUAUUUUAUUCCUAUUUAACUAUUUUAUACUAUUUACCAAUACUUAUUUAUUUAUAUAUUAUGCUUGCAAUGCGAUACCUGUACCAGAUAUUUAUUUACAACUAUGUACUUCAUUUAUAUACAAUACUUAUAAAUACCUACUAUAUAAUAUGUGAAAAAUAUAUAAUUUUUUGUAUUUAUAAUGUCAUUUAAUUAGUUAGUGCUUUUUGUACGCCUGGCGUCAGUAGCUUGCAAAAAGUGCUUUAAAAGUUAACGAAUUUUCAUGGAAAUAUCGAAAGUCUACGCAUUUCAUACUUUGCACUGUAGUAGUGUGUUUAUAGCAUUAAAAAAUGUACUGAAAUUUAAAUAA